This is a messenger RNA of Salvelinus sp. IW2-2015, 785 nucleotides long. NCBI's taxonomy places the organism in Eukaryota, Metazoa, Chordata, Actinopteri, Salmoniformes, Salmonidae. The record is from RefSeq and is a predicted model, not a curated record.
UUGGGUGGACAACUAAAAUCACAGCAGGCCAAAUUCGGCGGCCAGUUGGGGAACCCAGCCCUACUGAUUUAGUGUGGAAAUGCUGCGACUGUAGGAGAGGAGGAGGAGAGCGAACAGACAGUCAGUGGACCAGUAUGCACUAUGACAGAAGAAGGGUGGGUCGGGGAGACUGCAACAGCUCCUCUGACAACGACUACCGCUACAUGGACUACCACGGCUACGGACAGGAAGAGGCGGAGCCGGGGUCAGGAUAUGACUUCAGAGCUGCCUCCGGCCACGGGGACCAAGCCGACCGACUGGCGUGCGUCCGGGAGUUCGCGACCCCGGGCCGUCUCCACGACAACCGGCCGGGGUUCCGUCAGAGGCGUCGGGGAAGAGGGGAAGGGGGCGGUCCGGGUCAUGUGGGUAAAGGGUUACUAUCAUCCUUCCCCCCUCGAUCCCAGGUCCUACUCCAGCCAGAGGUAGCCCUGCCCAGGCUGCAGAGAGAGGAGAGCGAAGAAGAGCAAUACAGGAGAGACUUCCAGAGCUUCAGGCCUGGGUCCGAGGCCGGGGGAAGGGGGGGAUACCCAGAUAACCACACCUCUCACCCAGGGGAGAGAGAGAGAGAGGGAGACUGGGGGAGGAUGGAAGGUGGAGGACAGGAGGAUUACAACACCGUGAGAAGAGGACCAGGGGUGGAGAAGAGGUUCCCCAGAGGAGAAGGACUAGGGAAGAGAAAGGUGGGCCACCUGCUACAUCCACUGAUUCAGAGGGAGGUGUAUUUUAGGAUACUCAACCAUAUAUAA